This is a messenger RNA of Ochlerotatus camptorhynchus, 1948 nucleotides long. Its product is annotated as RB-associated KRAB zinc finger protein-like. NCBI's taxonomy places the organism in Eukaryota, Metazoa, Arthropoda, Insecta, Diptera, Culicidae. The record is from RefSeq and is a predicted model, not a curated record. The coding region runs from base 208 to 1863 and encodes 551 amino acids. Gene Ontology annotation, biological process: regulation of DNA-templated transcription. Gene Ontology annotation, cellular component: nucleus. Gene Ontology annotation, molecular function: RNA polymerase II cis-regulatory region sequence-specific DNA binding; zinc ion binding; DNA-binding transcription factor activity, RNA polymerase II-specific. The transcript has 2 exons.
AAUGAACGAUGUUGAACAACAAACUCACUCUUUCUCUACUUUGUUCAGAUGUUCUUGUUUAAAAAUUACAAAAUUGCAACAGUAAGCAUUUUUUUUACCGCGGUCGAAACCGGAGAAUUAUAUGUAUACCUGCAUUCCGAGGAAUUCGAACAUACAAUUGAAGUGAGAAGUUAUUUUGCCAACUAGGAAAUUACCUGCCUGAAUCCAAUGGCGAAAUGCAUCAAAAUUGAAGUUCCGGACCCACCGACUGAUGAACCGGAAUCAUACUGCCGGUUUUGCUACUCAAAGGGGAAAGAUUUGGUAUCAAUUUUUCCAGCAACAGGUAUUCCGCUGCAGUGCAUCAUCAAUCUACUGAAAAAGUUGACCGGCAUAAUACUGAAUGUGACGGAAGAUUUGCCAUCUGCAAUCUGCAGUCAGUGCCUGUCGAAACUGGAGGAAUUUGACCACUUUCGAAGAAAAUGUAAUAUCUACAACGACAAGAUCAAACGAAUCCGGUUUCAAUGGAAGGAUUGUCCGUCGGUUUACAUAAAGAACGAACAAAUUCCGGAGCAAGUUGAAGAUAUCGUUCCGGGAAAUGAAACGAUAUGCGACAAACAGGUUGUGAAGUUAGAUGAAAAACCACCAACAUUUGAAUCCUACCCAGCUUCAGUAGCAAAUGGAUCACUGAAUGAUAAGAUAAAACGAUUUUCUUUGAGCAAAACUGGCCGUACUGGACCACUUAUGGAAAAACUGAACAAGCUCAGAGGGAUCAAAAGUAAAAAACAGAAGCGAACACUAGAGCAGAAAGAUUACCGUUGUCGAGUGUGCUUGCAAUUUUUCACGGAUAAAGAGAGCAUCAAUUUUCAUAUGAGAAAUCACAUUGACACCGUGAAUCUACGCUGCCUCAACUGCUCGAAGAUCUUUGGAAAACCGCAGGGACUGAUAGCUCACACGAGAACCACCUACAUUCAAACUGCAUUCUCCUGUCAGCAUUGUGAUGUGCUUUUCAAAUCCAAAGAAACCCUUUUUGCUCACGAACUGUACUGUGAACAAGAUCAAAGCAAGUAUGACAUCUCUGAGACACCGAAGCCCUGCCAGUGUGCUCUGUGCCCGAAAAGCUUCGAUACCAUGUGUUUUCUGCAAUCGCAUAUGCUAUUACACGAAGCUAAAUUCGCCUGUGUCAAAUGUGGUGUUGACCUUCCUUCUGCCGUACUAUUGAAGAACCAUAACGAGCGAUACCAUUCGAAAGGAGCGGAUCAAAUCGCAACCGUUGUGAAAUGUGAACCAUGCCAGCGGACAUUCGUAGACGCUAGUGCCUAUCGGAGCCAUCAUACUAGAUUCCACCAGUUUAAUCAUGGCAAAAUAUCGCGUAAACUAGACGAGGACAAGUUGUACGAAUGUGACCACUGUGGUAAGCGAUUCUGGUCCAUCAACACCAUCCGAUACCACGUGCUCGUGCACCGUCAAUAUCGGGACUGCGAUCAGUGUUCCGAAAGUUUUCGGUCUCUACAGGAGCUGCACGACCACAAAUUGGCUACCCAUCCGGUAAAGUGUGAGUUUUGCCAUAUGAAUUUUUUCUCAAAACGCGCUUGCCGAAGUCAUUCCAACGUAAAGCACGGAAUGCUACAAGUUAAGAUGUUGGCAGAAGGUGAGAAAAAGGUGGUCUACGAGUGGCGUAAACUUGUCUUCAAAUGUGCCUCUUGUGAGCAAGACUAUGAGAAGUAUCGAGAACUGAAAGAUCACUAUGGAAAGAUGCACCCAGGAGCAAACAUACAGAUCAAGUGCUCGUAUUGCGCUAAGAACAGUACAUCCAGGAUUGGAUACGUUGGACAUAUGACUGGGAACUGUGGACAGACACCAAAGAAAGUAAAGGCGUGGCACUGAGCCCGUAGUGGAUGUCGCGACUUAUUUUUUUUUGCUCUAAAAAUUCUCGAAUUUCAAAUAAUACCGCCUAAGCAUUCAUAUACAA